Molecule: messenger RNA, 1092 nt
Organism: Cucurbitaria berberidis CBS 394.84
Lineage: Eukaryota; Fungi; Ascomycota; Dothideomycetes; Pleosporales; Cucurbitariaceae
Product: peptidase C15, pyroglutamyl peptidase I-like protein
Exons: 4
Coding region: 147-989 (280 amino acids)
Biological process (GO): proteolysis
Source: RefSeq, a predicted model, not a curated record
CAUCAUCAUCCAUGCUCCUAGCAUGAUGAUACUGAUGCUUCGAUAUUGUUCUACCUGAAGGUGUGUACUCUUGCGAAGUGAGCGGCCUCAUAUACCCCUCGGUGAUCGGUAUCUGGCAGCUCCUAGCUUGAUAGGCCUGGCAAUCAAUGCCGUCCAUCCCAUAUGCUGCGAGGCAGCCUCCGUCAGAGAAGGUCGAGAAGCCGGUCACAGUGCUAGUCACUGGUUUUGGUCCAUUCCUAGCACAAUUCCCCCGAAAUUCGUCCUGGGACAUUGCAUCAACUCUCCCCGCCCUAAUUCCCGCAACUCCCGAAAAUCCAACGCCAAUACACAUCCACGUGCACCCCGAACCCAUUCGCGUAGGAUACAACACCGUCGUGGACCUAAUCCCCGCUCUCUUACCCCCGGCCAACCCACUCUACCCCGUGCCCGAUGUAAUCCUGCAUAUCGGCUUAGCCGCAAGCCGGAAUUACUUCGCCCUCGAAGAAGGCGCCCAUGGAAGAGGGUAUGCCAAGAUCGCCGACGUGGAUGGUGAGAAAUUCGAGGACGUGCGUGCGGAAAGGGACUUGCCAUCUUCACGUUUUCCGAAUGUGCUAAAGACUACUUUCGAUACAGCGGACGUGCUAGCGCGCUGGAAAACGAAUCUUGGUUCAUCUCCUUCUGUCAACGACCACGACUUGGUAGUCGAGGGAGCGCCGGAUGUCAGACUGAGCUCUGAUGCGGGGAAUUUCUUGUGUGGAUUCAUCUACUAUCACUCUCUCGCACACUACUACUCUAUCAAGAAAGACGAGAGACCAGUCGCAUUUCUCCACGUCCCGGAUCUGAGUAGCAGCGACGAGAAAUUACGGGCAGGGUGGAAGAUCACAGUCGCAUUGAUCACGGCGCUUGUUGAGAGUCGGAGGAAGGUUGGCGUUGUUGAUGUCUAUGCGAAUGGAAGUGUGGAUGGGAAGGAGACGGGCGCGGGUGUGCAGACUGACAACAACUUCGCAUAGAGCUUGGCAAGUCGCAUUUAUAUCACUUGGUCUUCGUUUGUAUACGCAUAUCUGCUUAGGCGAUCGUAUUGAUCGUAUCGUCCAAGAAUUGCUUGGGUCUAGA